CAGAUAAAAUUCCAGCCAGGUGGAAACCCUGCUAGACUUGUUUGGGCCAGGUGGGAGCCAAAUGGUUUACUCUGGUCAGACAGACACAGAGACUGCUGUCCUUAUAUAACCCAAUUCAAAAAUGUUGGCUCGUCAGAGAUCCACCUGCUUUCUUUUGGACCCUCCCCGUGUACAUGGGUCAGACUUUGUGGAGAUGCUACAACUCAUUGGUUAUCCAGGAGCUGCGGACUUGAAGGGUGAAGAUUUUGAUUGGCUAUGUGAAAGUAACGAGGAGGCAGAAGUCUUCCUAGGUUGGCUGUGCGGGGCAGUUGAUCAGCAUAACGCACUGAAUGCAGAACAGUUAGAUGCCUACAGCACUCUAAUAGCUUCAGAACAACCAAUUCUGGAAGCAGAGGAACUACACAGUGUAUAUGUAGGCAGAGGCGGAAAUGAAGGAGACUGGGAAAUGGAAGAUAUGAAAAGUUUAGAGGAAUUAGAGGCAGAGGUGCAGAGUCUAAGGAACCUCAGAUUGCAUAGGCUGCAUUCUAGGAACAAACUGGAGUCUUUGGGAUUUGUAUUACUUCACAAUCGUCUGUCUUUGGAAAAAUGGGAAAAAGAGGAAGACAAACUUCUAAGUCGUGCUAAGGAAGGGCUGGCAGGCCUGAACACAAGGUCUAAUGCAGCUCUUGCAAAGCUCCGAGAUAUGGCAUCAGAACUUGGUGCGUUGCACUGUGCUCAGUCUGCUUCUGAUCUCUUUGUCUCAUUAUUAGAUCUAGAAGGUUACAUGAGACUAGAGGAGACAUGCUGGGGGGAGCUGGAAGAGUCUGCCAUGAGGAUGUUGCCAGUUAAGAAAGAAGAGGUAGAGCGAGAUAGAAAGGCACAACAAGAAAUUGGAGAAGAGAUUGAAAGGAUGAGAACAGUUUGGGCAUCUCAGAGAAUGCAGCUAAGCUUAGCCCUAGGAACUCUGAGUGGAAAGGAGGAGGUGCUGAGCUGGAUAAAUGGAAAUGAAGCAGAACACUGGGAUCCCCUAAUGAUUCCCUCCUUGGAGAGAGAGGCCCAAUCAUUAGAAUCAGAGGUGGAGACUCUGCAGAUUCAGAGAUUGCCUGCAUCUGUGUGUGGGGCAUCUUUGGGGCUAUGUAUUCCUGCACAUCAGGGAUGGCUGCACAUGAAACAGGACCAACUCACAUGGGUAGAGCAAGUCCAGGCACCAGUUGCAGAUGCUUUAAUCCAUCAGCUAUCUCGCCUACAGCUUGUUGAGCUGGGUUUAUUGGCAGAGAUGAAGGAGCAUCGCCAAACUGAAAGGCUUCUGCGAGGUUUGAUAAAUGAAAUGGGAAUUAGGAACAGUGAUCUUGGGAAGAGAAUACUGGGACCAAUGGAGCUGCGACUCUCUUCACAAUGGUUGACCCCUCUGCGUAUUGACAGUAGGGAUCAAACAGCAGUAAGGCUCUCAAUGAUGCUGGAUGAUCCAAACAACCAAAAAGAGUUAUUUCCAAAGUAUGAGGCAUUGCAACGCAGGGGAGCAGCCCUUGUACAGGAAUUAAUGGCACUAAAUAACAAGCUCCAUGGAUGUCUCCCUCAAACAGCAGGCCUUGAGCAAGAAUGUGAUGAGCUUCACCACUGCCUGUGCCGAGGAACACCCAAUGUGCAACUGAGAGAACCGAUUCUAACAGUUUCCUUUGAGACACUGUCUUCUUCAGUCUCACAGUUCAACCAGUGGUGUCUGGACUGUUUGAGGGAUUUGGAAAGGAAGAAGCUUUCUAUUCAGACAUCUCGCCUUUACCAAGAGAGGCAGCUAUAUGUGCUGUUUUACCGGGACCUUGCUCUGCUAACUAAAACUGUUGAGGAUCUGGAGAAGCGCAUAGAGGAGCUCCAACUGGACUAAUUUUAGGGUUAAUUUGUUGUGUAUCAUUAAAUAAAAAAGCAUUCACUUAGUUAUUUGGUGUCUGCCUCUAAAGAGCUUUGCUGGCAAAAAAAUAAUUAAGAACAAUAUACAUGGGUGCUUAGCAUUAAUUUACAUGCAGAUGGACCAGUGAAAAUGGGGUAGCCAAGUCCCCUUCUACUUAAUAUACCAAUGCAAAACUUCAGGGCACUUUAUAUUUGAUAAAACAGUAAAUCUGGAGUACCCUGACUUUUUGCAUUGGUAUGCUGAAAGAAAACAGGCCUUGUAAUCUAGUGGAGUGUUUUAAAUUACAUUUGAUGAAUACUAGCAAAUAACCUAAGGUGGACUAGGGCCAAAUGACCGAAAUUAAAACAGUGGGUAAAGGGGCCGUCGGACUGAGGACUGCAUUAAUAAGCUGAUGCGGUCCCCGAUCCAAAGGGAAAAUCAAACCUGCUUGAUUGUCAUUGUCUUGAUGUUUUUUGCCCGGAUAUGGAUGGGGAGGCCCUGUACACGGGCAGAUAAGCUCCCAACUCAAUCUAAAGGACUUGAAUCACCAACUUAACUCAACCCCGAGUAUGUCCACCUUAAUGUAUAUGCUAUUGUAGAGUAAAAAUGCUUUUACAUUUUUUG
Xenopus tropicalis (tropical clawed frog) is the source of this 2488-nucleotide messenger RNA. RefSeq names its product HAUS augmin-like complex subunit 3. Gene Ontology annotation, cellular component: HAUS complex; spindle. The record is from RefSeq and is a predicted model, not a curated record. The transcript has 5 exons. Bases 122 to 1861 code for a protein of 579 amino acids. NCBI's taxonomy places the organism in Eukaryota, Metazoa, Chordata, Amphibia, Anura, Pipidae. Gene Ontology annotation, biological process: spindle assembly.